GAACAAUGUCUGGAGGCUUCAACUUUGGGGUAACAGAUGGUUUGAACUUUGCACCUCGACAGAUUUUUAGCAUCACAGCUCGGAUGCUAAUCAUUAGCCUUGAAGUGAACAAAGGACUCGGAGUCUUUCCAGGUUCCAGGAAACCUAUUUCACGACAUGAUCUGAAAGCUGUAACCAAUGAUGUGACCAAUGCCGGAAACAGAACUAUAACUUUUAUGAUUGUAACUUCCCCAAAACUUGGAAGGCUGAUCAGAGUAAAUUCUGAUAAUACCACUCAGGAAAUCCUCAGUUUUACACAGUCUAUGGUGGAUGAAGGUGUGAUCAUGUAUGAGCACUUACAUGCUGAGUCCGCUGUCUGGAGUGCAGAAGAUUUCUUUACGUUUACUGUCUUCUCUCCACCAUCUGCUCUGGACCUCCAGGUGUUCCAUAUUGUCAUUUCAUAUGAAAUUACUAGGCAUGAUCGGAACAGUUGUCUUCUGGCAAAUACAGGUGCCAUAGUCCAGGAAGGAGGUAGAGUAUUAAUCAACAAAACAAAUUUAGAUGCUUCAAAUCUAUUGAUUAAGCUACCUGAGGUACAGCGCUCCAUGUAUGAAGUCUGGUAUCAAGUCCUAUCUUUACCCCAACACGGCACGAUUGUUGUUGGAGAAAGAAACGUUACCAAAGAAAAACCUAACUUCUCCCAGUACAUACUGAACAGAUUUGGAAUUGUGUAUGUACAUGAUAAUUCUGAAUCACUUAAUGACAACUUCACUUUUGCUGUUUGGUUAAACCUAAAGAGCAAGUCUGCAACAAAGCCCCCUAGUGAAGUUUUAGAGGAGAUGUUUAAUAUCACUGUUGUUCCAGUGAAUGACCAAGCUCCAGAAAUGAAGACCAAAAGAUUGCACUUGAAAGUCCUGCAGGGCGAUGUAUCCGUGCUGAGGUCAGAGAAUCUUAAAGUUGAAGACCUUGAUAACAUCCCAGAUGAGCUCAAAUACACCAUUGUCAGCAACCCCAAUAAUGGUUAUUUGGCAAUGGAAAGUAAUCUCAGUGUCCCUAUAAAGGAUUUCACACAAGCUGAUGUUGACAGUGGAAAAGUUUGGUUUGUACAGGAUGGAAGUUCAUCUUCUGGGGUGUUUUAUUUCAGCGUGACUGAUGGUAAACAUCGCCCUUUAUACAAACUGUUCAGUCUUGAAGUCAUACCAAUUGCUCUUGUGCUGGUCAACCUUACCAACGUUGCACUUCUGCAGGGCCAGACGUCUGUCACUAUUACUAACGUGCAGCUUUCAGCUGUCACAAAUGGAAAGAGCACUGAUAUAAUGUAUGAAAUAACUCAGCCGCUCAAGUACGGGCACCUGAUGAUUGGAAAUGAGCAGGUUACUAAAUUUGAGCAGGCAGAUUUGUAUUCAGGAAGGCUGUCUUACCACCUGACAAAUCUCACUGCAUCCAAAGAAGUGCUGGAGUUUAUGCUCUUCACCGCAGAACGCAAUCUAACAGGACAAGUGCUGAACAUCACAGUGAAGCCUUUAGUACAAGUUGUACCUGACAUGCAGAUUUCAAAUCAAGCAGCUUAUAAAUUCAGAAGCAGUGACCUGGAUGCUUCUGAGCUAGCUAAUUUGACAAAUAGCAACCCUAGAUUUGAAGUGAUAGUGCCUCCAUCUUACGGAAGGAUUGUAAAGAAAAGCUUUGUGAACGAUGCAGUCUUCGAAGACAUUCAGACAUUCACCCAGGCUGACAUCGAUAGUGGUGUUGUGCUUCUAGAUAUAGAUACAAAUAUGACAGGCAUUGAUCUGUUAAAUGACUCAUUCACGUUUAUGCUCAGGGCAGAUGCUGUGCAGCCUGCUGUUGGCUGUUUUCAGUAUUCCAUUGUGCCAUACAGUCCUCCACUUGUGAAGGGCUUUAUAACUGAAGUGCCUUCCAUAACCAGCCCUACCACUUUAAAGAUUCACACUACCUCAAAGGAUGAGACAGCAGCCUUCUCUCAGAAUGAAGAACCUACAGUAGCACCACAGAAGACUGGAUCAGCCAUGUGGCCAGGGCCCGAUCACUGGGGAGAUCUGCAUGAGGAAGGCGCAUUGCUAAAUCUUGCAGUGGGAACAAGUGGAUCUGUGGGGACUAAGACCACAACCCAGGCUGAUGCAAGAAGUCCAAGAGAGCAAGCAGGGGAAAGCAGCAACCCUUGGUACAUCAUUAUCCCCCUCGUCCUGCUGUCUUUGCUGCUCAUUGUUGCUGUUAUUUCUGUGUGCAUUUUGCUGAUGUGUCAGAAGAAAGAGAAGACAAAACCGCUCGUCGUAAGUCAAACAGAUUCAGUCCUCAGGAGUGCAGAUGGAUGUCCGGAACGCAGCUUGACUGUACCCAGUGUUACCGUGACUCCUCUCUUGAAGGGGCUUGAGAGAAGUACAGCCUCAACAUUCAUGGCAGCAAGACAUGAACAACUGCUUCCUGUCGUCGUUUCUCCAACUGUAGAACCGUCUCUGCAAAACAGCUGUUUAAACCUUGAUCCUGAAAUGAUCCAGUAUUGUCGAAAAACAAACCCAACUUUGAAACACAAUCAAUACUGGGUGUAG
Antrostomus carolinensis (chuck-will's-widow) is the source of this 2543-nucleotide messenger RNA. Its product is annotated as chondroitin sulfate proteoglycan 4-like. The annotation marks the transcript as partial. The record is from RefSeq and is a predicted model, not a curated record. NCBI's taxonomy places the organism in Eukaryota, Metazoa, Chordata, Aves, Caprimulgiformes, Caprimulgidae. The transcript has 4 exons. Gene Ontology annotation, biological process: anatomical structure morphogenesis.